Messenger RNA from Striga hermonthica, 792 nucleotides. Lineage: Eukaryota; Viridiplantae; Streptophyta; Magnoliopsida; Lamiales; Orobanchaceae. The record is from the annotation of a GenBank genome assembly.
AUGGCAAGAAAGACAUCCAAAAAACCACGGAGCUCUUCUGCAAACACGCGCGCGAGUCCCCAGCCCACUUAUGUUGCUUCUCCUCAGCCGGCGGAGGCGAGUGGAGGUUUUGGGUCGUUGGAUGACGACGACGAGGAAAUGGUUAACCCCACCACUCCAAGUGCAAUGGAUGGUGAGAACUGCGAAAAUGGGCACGUCUCGUGCGGGCCAUGUUGCGUCAAGAUGCACAACAACUGCGGAAGCUGCAGCUGUCCCAUUGGAUCCUCUCGAUGUCGGGCCAUCGAGAGGGUCCUCGACUCGGUGCGAGUCACAUGCCCCAACGCCCUGCAUGGGUGCACCGAGUCCCUAGCCUACAACGAAAAGCUCAACCAUGAGAGGACGUGCCACCACUCCCCCUGUUCUUGCCCCCACCCCGACUGCUCCUACACGAGCCUCCCCGCCUCAGUCUACUCCCAUUUUGCCACCAUUCACCCGACCUCGUCACAGUUCUUCUCCUUGGGCUCUAAGAUUCAUGUCUCCUUGGGGACCGAGCAGGGGCAUGUUUUCCUGCAGUACGUACUAGAUGACACGCUUUUUGUCCUCAGCCGCAAGUCCCUCAGCAUCGGGAGCGCGCUGAAGGCUCUGGCUGAGACAAGAGCGGUUUGGCUCAGGGGGCAGCUGCCCGGCAACAAGAUUCUUUUCGUGCCCAAGGAUUUUGUGGGUGCUGACGGGAAGCUAGAGCUGGAGGUUACCAUUACUAUGGUUAAGAAUUACGAGCUCGAUUUCAACGAGCUCGAUUCCGACAGCUACUAA